Molecule: messenger RNA, 1606 nt
Organism: Momordica charantia (bitter melon)
Lineage: Eukaryota; Viridiplantae; Streptophyta; Magnoliopsida; Cucurbitales; Cucurbitaceae
Source: RefSeq, a predicted model, not a curated record
UAUUCACCUUAACAUUUUCCAACAAUUGAACCCGGCAUUCCGACCUUCAUUCUAGCAAAAGGCCGGCGGGGACUUUUAAACUCCUACAUCAUAAAAUUCAAUCGUCUGAUCGGAAGUCCGAGAUGGUGAAGGAGACGGAAUAUUAUGACGUGCUUGGAGUCAGCCCCGCGGCUACGGAGGCCGAAAUCAAGAAAGCUUAUUACAUCAAGGUUCUAGGUGAAGCUUACCAAGUAUUAAGUGAUCCAGCUCAAAGGCAAGCUUAUGAUGCUCAUGGGAAAUCUGGAAUCUCAACUGAUGCGAUUAUUGAUCCUGCAGCAAUUUUUGCGAUGCUUUUCGGAAGUGAACUUUUUGAGGAAUACAUAGGUCAGCUCGCCAUGGCAUCAAUGGCUUCUCUGGACAUUUUCACUGAAGGGGAGCAAUUUGAUGCUAAACGGUUGCAAGAGAAGAUGAGGAUUGUCCAAAAGGAAAGAGAAGAAAAGCUUUCAGAAAUUUUGAGAGGUCGACUAAACCAAUAUGUUCAAGGUAACAAAGACGAUUUUGUUAAUAAUGCUGAAGCUGAAGUAGCAAGGCUCUCCAACGCAGCCUAUGGAGUUGAUAUGUUAAACACAAUUGGCUAUAUAUAUGCCAGACAGGCUGCUAAAGAGCUUGGGAAGAAGGCAAUUUAUCUGGGUGUGCCAUUUGUUGCGGAGUGGUUUAGAAACAAAGGGCACUUCAUAAAAUCCCAAGUCACAGCAGCCACAGGUGCUAUUGCACUGAUUCAACUUCAGGAGGACAUGAAAAAGCAACUUAGUGCUGAAGGAAAUUAUACUGAAGAAGAGCUUGAAGAAUAUGUGCAAUCUCAUAAGAAACUGAUGAUUGAUUCCCUCUGGAAAUUGAACGUGGCUGACAUUGAGGCCACACUUUCACGUGUCUGUCAACAGGUACUUCAAGAGAACCACGUCAGGAAGGAGGAGCUCCGUGCACGAGCAAAGGGAUUGAAAACACUUGGUAAAAUUUUCCAGAGGGUUAAGUCCACCAAUGUGAAUGAGAGUGAAACGGUGGUAAAAGGUUCAGUAGAUAAACUGAAUGGAAGUGAAUCAAGCCAUGAUGCUUCUCCGAUUUCAACGUUGAAAUCUUCAGGCUCUGAAGAAAAAUCUUAUGCUGCAUUUGUAACACAGAGUCCGUAUGUGGAGGCUCCUAAUUUUCCAGGUGCACAUAUUAAUAACUACUUCCCGAGGCCAACAGCACCUCCAGGUGCACAAAGACAUCCUUCAUCCAGCAGGGAUUGAGUCAAUGUGUAUGUUUGUAUGUAUCAUGUAGGAUAUUGUAUUUGUAAGGUUUUAGAUGUUCUUGUAUGAGUGGAUAAUCGUGCUAGAAAGCAUCUCGUAUCCCUCUGGUCUGAGGCUAUGUGUCGUGUCGUGGAUAUAGUAUUUAUAAGAUUAAUGGCUGUAGUCGGAACUUUUCAUCAUUCCAGCUGCUGCUUUUUGCCGCUUGGUGAUGAUUCUUGAACUCUUUAUUACAUUGGACUGUGUUUCCGUCGCACCAGUCGCCAAAUGCCGCUAUCAUCGAUGGCUUCAGUUUGAUUUCCCCCAAAUUAGAAAAAUAUUGAAUUAGUUUAUGUUGACUA